This is a messenger RNA of Silurus meridionalis, 4878 nucleotides long. RefSeq names its product bicaudal D homolog 1a (gene bicd1a). Gene Ontology annotation, biological process: microtubule anchoring at microtubule organizing center; regulation of microtubule cytoskeleton organization; positive regulation of receptor-mediated endocytosis. Bases 91 to 2814 code for a protein of 907 amino acids. Gene Ontology annotation, molecular function: dynactin binding; dynein intermediate chain binding; dynein complex binding. The transcript is spliced from 9 exons. The record is from RefSeq and is a predicted model, not a curated record. Gene Ontology annotation, cellular component: cytosol; Golgi apparatus. NCBI's taxonomy places the organism in Eukaryota, Metazoa, Chordata, Actinopteri, Siluriformes, Siluridae.
GAGGCGGAGGAGCAGUAGGAGGAGGAGGAGCCGCUUCACAGCUGAACUGUCCGCCUGGAUUUUGCACAACAAGGAGUCUGAGAGAGUGCGAUGGCGGCAGGAGGAGGAUGCGCGGACAGUGUGGAUGAGUACCGGGCCGAGGUGGAGAGGCUGAACCGCGAGCUCGCUGAAGCGAACCGGGAGAAGAUCCGCGCAGCGGAGUGCGGCCUGGUGGUGCUCGAGGAGAACCAGAGUCUGAAACAGCAUUGCGCUGAGCUGGAGGCUGAGCAGGAGGCGCUCAGGAAAGAGCUGGAGCAGCUGCAGGAGGCUUUUGGUCAGGCGUACUCUAACCAGCGGAAAGUGGCCGAGGAUGGUGAGACGAACGAGGAGACGCUUUUGCAGGAGUCCGCCUCUAAAGAGGCAUACUACAAGAGUCGCCUGCUGGAAUUGCAGACCGAGCUUGACCUGAGCCGCUCAGUAGCUUCCAACACACAGGCUGAAAGCGAACGUCUGAACAUGCUGCUCCAGGAUUUAAAAGAAAAUAACGAGAUGCUGGAGCUGCACAAGGCCAGGAUGAGCGAAGAGAUUAAGGAGUAUAAGUUUAGAGAAGCCAGACUACUGCAGGACUACACUGAGCUGGAGGAGGAGAACAUCACAUUACAGAAACUCGUGUCUACGCUCAAACAGAACCAGGUGGAGUAUGAAGGCUUAAAACAUGAAAUUAAGGUAUUGGAAGAAGAAACAGUUCUGCUGAACAGCCAAUUAGAUGAUGCGUUGCGUCUGAAGGACAUCUCUGAAGGGCAGUUGGAAGAGGCGCUGGAUGCUCUGAAGAGUGAAAGAGAACAGAAGAACUGCUUGAGGAAGGAGCUAGCAAACCACCUUAGCCUGACUGACAGUGUGUAUGGAACCAGCACACAGAUUCCCAUCUCUGUUGUGGAGGGAUUAAAGUUUGCAGAGGAGCCGACCACUAACGGCACCUUGGCCUCUGGCUCUAGUCCCAAUAAUGAGGACAGUAACAGGUGUAACGGCUGUAAUGGCCAUGGACCGAAGAUGAACGGUGACUACCACUGGCCGUGUGGAAGAAAAGAAACACUGAACCCCGUGUCGGAUCUGUUCAGCGAACUCAACCUGUCUGAAAUACAGAAACUGAAACAGGAACUCUUACAGGUGGAGCGAGAAAAGGCUACUCUACUGACUAACUUGCAGGAGUCUCAGACCCAGUUACAGCACACGCAGGGCGCUCUAACAGAACAACAUAAGCGUGUAAAUUGCCUUAACGCACGUGUCAAUGCUAUGAAACAUCUGUGCAGUGACAAGGAGCUGGAUGCUGAGGAGACCGAGAAAGGGGACACUCCUUUGAAUGGUUGCCUUGAGUACAACAUCGACAUUAAUGGCAUCGAAAUCCUGGAAUGUAAGUACAAGGUGGCCGUUACAGAGGUAAUUGAUCUUAAAGCUGAGCUAAAAGUCUUAAAGGAAAAGUACAAUCAGUCUGUAGACAGUCAAUCAGAAGAGCGCGACCAAAGUGAGGGGAAACUGCAAGCACUUUAUGAUCAUGUGGCGACAUUGGAGAGAGAGUGUCGUGAGAACCGUGAGCGAAUCACCAGCCAAGAGGUUGAGCUCCGAAGUAUGUCGUCCAUGAACAGUGAGAGUCAGGGUAUGCUGAAUGCUGCUCAGGAUGAACUAGUUACCUUUAGUGAAGAACUUGCCCAGCUCUAUCAUCAUGUCUGCUUGUGCAACAAUGAAACGCCCAAUCGAGUCAUGCUGGACUACUACCGCCAGAGUCGUGUUACACGUAGCGGCAGUCUUAAAGGCACUGAUGACCCGCGUGUUCUACUGUCACCACGCCUUGCCCAUCGACUUGCUGCCAUGAAUUCAUCAGAUUCUUCUCGGAGCCCUCAUGACUCACCCUUGAAGGAAGCAUUAAGUGAAGUGAGUAAAGCAGAGACAAUGAGCCCCAAUAGGAGCCCAUUCGGCUCUCCCGUCCACAGUGGCACAUCUGCUUCACCCAUACCAGAGGCAAACGGAGAUCUUCGCAAAGAGCCAUUAAAUAUUUACAACCUGAACGCCAUUAUUCGGGACCAGAUCAAGCACCUGCAGAGAGCUGUGGACCGCUCAUUGCAACUUUCCAGACAGAGGGCUGCUGCUCGGGAGCUGGCACCCAUCUUUGACAAGGACAAGGAGGCCUGCAUGGAGGAGAUCUUGAAGCUGAAGUCCCUCUUGAGCACGAAGAGAGAGCAGAUAGCCACUCUACGACUUGUACUUAAAGCCAACAAACAGACUGCAGAAGUAGCCUUGGCCAACCUGAAGAGCAAGUAUGAAAAUGAAAAGACUAUUGUGACAGAUACAAUGAUGAAGCUGAGGAAUGAGCUAAAGGCUCUAAAAGAAGAUGCAGCCACCUUUUCCUCUUUAAGGGCGAUGUUUGCCACCAGGUGUGAUGAGUAUGUUACUCAGCUGGAUGAGAUGCAGAGGCAGCUGGCAGCAGCAGAGGAUGAGAAAAAGACUCUGAACUCUCUGCUCCGUAUGGCGAUCCAGCAGAAACUGGCUCUUACACAGCGUUUAGAAGAUCUGGAGUGUGAUAAUGAGUCACAUCGUGGACGUGGAGGAAGGAUAUCCAAAAUCAAAACCAGUCCUCAAAAAUCUCUUGUAGAUUGUCAGCAGCCUGCUGCAUCAGUACCGCCACUCUCCCGACAAAUGAGAAGUGGGAGAGUAUUCCCGGCUCGCAGUACUAAUAUUGUGAAAACACUCCGAGACGAUGAGCUACAAGAAGCCAACUCCAGACUCCCAUGCGACCCUUUUAAAUGUCUGUUACAUCACUCUCAUAUACCUGGUCCUUAGCCAUUGAAUAGCCAUGUCCACUAUCCCAAGCCAUUCCACCAUACCCUGUGGCCUUGCCUACUUUCUAAAGAACUAACCAGGGGACAUGCUUUUUAAACCAUCCGGUCAGGUGCUCCUCUUUCUGUGUGACCUCAAACAGACUCACCCUGUUUUAACCCAAGAAGGUGAGCCAAGACUAUGGUGAACCACUUUGCUUUCAUCGGAUACAAGUUAACACUUUUUUCAAUGGAAAGCGAAAGAGUGAAUGCUGAUGCCUAGUAUGGACUGUUUGUCAUUUAUUUAUCUAUUUAUUUAUGUUUCUUAUGUUUUGUUUCUAUUUAUUUGCAAUCCUGGGUGACUGGAAUUCACUUUCAUUUGAAACAGAAAGGUUUGCUGUGGGAUUUUUUUUUUAAUAUCAGUAGCUGAAUAAUCAAAAUAAUGGUUUUUAUUCAAAACCUAAAAAAUAUGUUUAAAUGCUUCUAAGAGGUUUGGUACAGUAUUGAUGUUAAGCAUUAUUUUUAAUAUCUAAGAUUUGGGAUUAAUGGCCAUGGGAUAAAAGUGUGUAUAUGAAAAAAAAACCCAUUAUUAAAUAGUUGUAGAUCUUUGGUUUUUAGUCAAACUAAGAAAGUGUUAAUUGGAUUUACUUGAGGUGUUCAAUAGACCAGAACAAAUUGAAUCAAAGUAAUAACAAUCUGUAAAUGUUCUUUUCCAACAUGUGGUUAAGAGAUAUUUGGUUUUGGCUUGUGUGUCACCUUCCACUAUGGUUCUAUUAUAAUGACAAUAUGAUUAAAUUAUGAUUGUAUGCAUAGGGUGUAUUUUACUCAUUUAUAUUUAUUUAUCAAAGAAUUAUUACAAAGGUUAUAUUUUAUACUUGAUUUUUUUUGUAUUGGUUACAGUUGAUAUGAGCAGUGUAGGGGUGAUAGAAUGUGAGUGAUAGUGUUAAGUUAAAGAGCACAUAGUGAAUACUGUGGCCAGAGUUUGGUGAUCCUGCUGUGAUGAAACUUUCAUUAUUGUGAAACCCCAAACCUGUAUACAGCAACUGAAAUCUAUUGCAUCAUAUUUUCACUAAAAAGAUAAUCAUGGAUGAAGUCUCUAUUCACUCACUCUUUCUCUUUCUCCCAUUUAUGACUUAAGCACAAACGCAUUAAUAAUCUCAAUAAUUAUUUGGUCGUAUUAUACUGUAAAACAUACCAGCAGGACAAUUUCUGAUAUAUUUCCAUUUUCAGAUACUAAUAAAACUGUAAAUAAAAAAAGCAAAGUUGUAUGAAUGAAAUCUGCACUCAUUCUGAGAAAGUGGAACAAAGUAGAGUUUCUCUAAUGACACAUGCAAAAGAGGUCAUUUAAUGAAUGGUGUUAUUGAAAUGCCUGUUUCAGUCUUCCCGGUACUUUUGGUACCAUAUCUCUUAGUUUACAUGGAAGGACUUUUGAUUGUUUUGUAUAAGAUGAUUGUGUUCAGUUUGAAAUAUGCUUGAUGUGCACAGUGGUCUGACAGGGAAAUGAAAUGAAUGAAACGAAAAUUGAUGUACACUCAACUGGACAAUCACCCUCCUUGUUACUGACUAAAGCAUAGUUGUGGCAGCAGGACAUAACGAUACACUUGGUUUUUUUUUUUUGUGUGUAUAUGUAUUCCCUUGUUAAAUAAAAUCUGAACUCAUGAUUCAGUUCUGCAUGUAGUUAAAGGCGAAUAAAAAAAAUGUGAUGGGUGAAUGGCCCUCCUUGAGACACAUAGCAUUUUGUUUGAAAAUUAAAAGACUAAUGAUUAAUAAUUAUAUUUUGUACCAGAUUUAAUCUGGUGAAAGUUGUGGUGAGUCAAUCCUAGGAAGACAAAUGGAAAUACAUCACAGAUGGGACAUCAGUUUCUCACAGGACAGAAUGCAAACAUUCACCAAUGGGGCAAUUUAGUUCAGCAAGAAGUUCAGAAAAUUGUAAUUAUUCACCUCAGAAGGUUGCAUAUUGAGUUACAUAUUAAGUGAGUUACAUAUUAUAGUACAUAAAAUCAAUCAAACGGACUAAUCUCACUUAUUAAAUGUCACUCAUAAACAUGCAUAUCCUAAUUCUGUAAUAAACAUGGAUGUUUUAUAUGUA